AUGCCUAAAGUAAUCUCCCGCGGGACUGUAGCGUCCGAUGAACAGGCCAGACUCACGGCGUCCGCCAAAGCCAUCCUCCGGUCUUAUUACUGUCUCUGCGGGGACUUUGUGCUGGUCAUGCAGGGCAAGCUGGAUCGUCUGCCACAGCGCAAGUCAGAUAAUGCCUACAUCAUUCGGUCGCAGCCUAGCUCGGAUGGCAAAGUCGCAGCGAGGAAGUUCAAGUUGAACGCCCUGCCUGGACAACGCAUUAUCAUGAAGAGGAAAGGCUCGGGCGAAAUGGAGCUGCGUCAACAGCUCGUCUGUAGUCGGUGCAAGUCGACCGUUGCAUAUCAGACAAGACCGCCUCCAGUUGGAUCAUCACCAUUUGUAUACAUCCUCAAGGGAUCCGUAACAGAGCUACAAGGCAGAAUACCGCCCGAUGCGUUCGAGGAUGAGCCGCCGUCUAUCGAAGAAGAAGGAGUGGAUGUGGCUCCGCCGGUCUCAGGCGCAUCCGAAGUAUAG
Messenger RNA from Dioszegia hungarica, 501 nucleotides. RefSeq lists its product as uncharacterized. The transcript has 5 exons. Bases 1 to 501 code for a protein of 166 amino acids. NCBI's taxonomy places the organism in Eukaryota, Fungi, Basidiomycota, Tremellomycetes, Tremellales, Bulleribasidiaceae. The record is from RefSeq and is a predicted model, not a curated record.